UCGUUUUUGUUUUUUUUUGGACUUUUCAAGAGCGAAUCUUGCAUCAUCUCCAUCAAUUAUGAAGGGAGGGAGAUAUGCAUUUUAUCACAUUACAUUCAUUGACUUUUGCUUUGGAUAGUAAUAGAUUUAAUAUUUUUCUUACUAAAAACACACCUUCUACGCCAAAAAAGUAAUCAUGCAGACGUGUGUGUCUAGGUUCACGCCCUCUAAAUAACUCAUUGUUUUGAUGUCUUCAAGAAUCUCGGAGGAGUAUAUUCCACUGGUGUUCUCAUCUAAGAAAUAUUUCUCAGCACUCAAGAAAUUCAGUUCUUUAUUCUCGUCGUUAAGAAAUUGAUUCAUCUAUACCAUUUAUCAUAUACAUUCUACUCCCUCUCAAAAGGAUGAACUCCAUAUAGGGGGAGGACCUUAGUUCUGUACGCCCGCUCCUUGGGUUUUGUACUCACUCCCCAAGGCUUCCAGAAACGCUUCAGCUCACACUGACAGUCAGUCUCACACAGAUCAUCACACGACACGUAUGUUGCAACCAAACAAGACUUGAAAAUUAAUCGAAUAUACCGGCCGCUUCGUUGACGAUCUGACAUCAGGGUUUCUUUUCGCCAAUGCUUUGCGAACGUGGUAUUUCUAUGAUACAGUCUCGGAUACGGUCUCGCAUACACUCUUCAUGAGGUCCGAAUCUGACAGGUUCAGCUGACAGAAUCGAUGUCAUGUGUCGUUGGCCGUCACUCGGUUUUCUCUCUUGCGAUACUUCGUUAUCGUUGGGUUUCCUAGCAGCGUCUCCUCCCCCACAACCAUUCCACCGUUUUUGUCGACAAGUUGCUCGUGGACGUCAUGUAUUGUAUAUCUUGUUUAUCCCAGGGCGAAUCAUGACUAGAGCCCAGCUAGGUGAAUUGACAUGGGGUUGAUAUGUCAAGAAUGAAGCUAGCCAAAGUGUUUCACGUACACAAUGUAAUAAUUCUCCGGCAAAUGGGGAACCCACGGACAUCCUCGAUACGGACAUCCUCAAUACGGACAACCUCAAUACGAACAAAAUUUGGAUGAAACGUUCUUGUCGCGUUGUCCCGUGUCUUAUACCGACAUAUGCAAACCUUAAUUUUACGAUCCCUUACUACCCUAGUGCUGUGUACUUCCGUGUCAAAGCAAUGAUAUCGACAAGGUGUUGAGGUUUCGACUUCUUAUCUUUAUCGCAUCUUCACACUCGUCUUCCCGUCAAAAGUGGGCGAUUAGAGGAACGAACUGCCACAAUAGGACAUCAGAUACAAGCCCGCCAGAACAGAUGUCAAAUCUCUGCUGAAGUAUAAAGGAUUCGUCUCUCUGGACGCAACAUUGAUCGGCAAUCUCAUUUCCAAGGGAUACGAGUGAGAGCACUUUCAAAAACUCUAUUUCUCGGAAAUUAUCGGUCUUAGAAUUCCACACGCGACAUUACUAUCUCAGAGAGCUUAAGUUGGUGACAGCUCUGAGAGGGUUGACUAUCGUGAAGCCUUGUGACAUCAUUUCUCAUACAAGAUCUGGCAUCUGUUGGACGAACACCGGAUUCCAAAACGAUACUAUGGAUAUCCCAAAGCUUGACGAUGUUUCGUCACCCAAUGUCACCAUCUACGAGCCAGAUCUUAUCCCCAACGCAAGAACGAGUCAAGAUAGUGGUGCAAAUCACGAUAUGCGACGUAAAUUCACUCUCUGGUCAAUACUGGGAGAAGGGUUCUCUCUCACAAAUUCAUGGUUUGGAAUUUCAAGUGCUUUAAUCACAGGCAUAGAUUCUGGCGGUCCUGCCCUGUUUGUGUAUGGAAUACCUCUUGUUGCAUUCGUGAGUGUUUUUGUAGGAUGCUCGUUAUCAGAAUUGGCAAGUGCGAUGCCAAAUGCUGCAGGACAGCAUUUUUGGGUUAUGGAAUUAGCUCCCAAGAGAUAUGCCAGGCCUUUGUCAUUUGUGACUGGAUACUGUGCAUGGGCUGGAUCCUUGUUUGCAUCAGCGAGUGUAUCAUUGGCGGUCGCAUCAGCAGCAGUUGGAUGCUGGCAAUUGAAUCACUCUGAUUUUAUCAUCCAUGAAGUGCAUAUUUUUGUUGCAUACCAAAUAGUCAAUCUAUUUACUUUUCUAUUCAAUUGCUACGGUAGAAUUUUACCUACACUUGGGACUAUUACUCUUUACAUGUCUUUGAUUUCCUUUGGAAUCAUUCUUCUUUUUGUGCCAUCACAAGCCCCAACGCAUCAAGACGUUAAAUUUGUCUUCGCAACCUUCAUUAACAAUACUGGCUGGUCAAACAAUGGUAUUGCUUUCAUUGUCGGUCUUGUAAACGCAAACUGGGCAUUUUCUUGUCUUGAUAGCGCUGUGCACCUAGCAGAAGAAGCUCAUCAACCAGAAGUAGUCAUUCCAAUCUCAAUCAUGGCUACGAUUGCGAUUGGAUUUACGACUGCGUGGUUCUUCGUUAUUGCGAUGUUCUUCAGUCUCAACAACUUUGAUGCUGUUGUCGGAACGUUUACAAAAGUACCGAUUCUGGAAUUGUUUUAUCAGUCAGUCGGAAAUCGAUACGCUGCAAUUUUCCUCGAGUCUCUUAUCAUGGCGACUGGAAUUGGUUGUCUUGUAGCAUGUCAUACGUUGCAAUCGCGGUUGUGCUGGACCUUUGCUCGAGAUGGAGGUGUUCCAUUCCACCGAUCUUUUGCCAAGAUUAAUGCUACUUUAGAUGUCCCGUUUCGAGCACACGUCAUGAGCGCAACAGUUGUUGCUAUACUUGGAUGUCUAUAUCUACUAUCAACAACUGCUUUCAAUAGCAUGGUCAUUGGUUGUAUUGUCCUCCCGUAUAUAUCUUACAGCAUUCCUCUUCUAUGCUUGCUUCAUAAGGGUCGCGAUAAAAUCUCACAUGGGCCCUUCUGGCUUGGUAAGUUUGGCUAUUUUGCCAACAUAGUGACAAUCGUUUGGACACUAUUUGCACUCAUUAUGUUCUCAUUUCCAAUAAAUCUUCCGGUGACUGCAUCCAAUAUGAAUUACAUCAGUGUCAUUUACUGUAUCUUUGCUUGCAUAAUUGGCAUUGAUUGGAUUUCUCGAGGUCGAUUACAAUAUCGAUAUAAACUCUACGAAGAGUUGCAAACGGACUACGAGAGUGGGGAGUCAUUGUUACACAAUCAUUCCUCAUGAAAAUUGAUAGAUUGCAAACAUCAAUGCCCCAAGAGCCUUGAGAUUUGGA
This is a messenger RNA of Botrytis cinerea B05.10, 3173 nucleotides long. It is a transcript of the gene Bchnm1, whose product is annotated as Bchnm1. Gene Ontology annotation, biological process: transmembrane transport. The transcript is spliced from 6 exons. The coding region runs from base 1547 to 3124 and encodes 525 amino acids. NCBI's taxonomy places the organism in Eukaryota, Fungi, Ascomycota, Leotiomycetes, Helotiales, Sclerotiniaceae. The record is from RefSeq and is a predicted model, not a curated record. Gene Ontology annotation, cellular component: membrane. Gene Ontology annotation, molecular function: transmembrane transporter activity.